Paramuricea clavata is the source of this 376-nucleotide messenger RNA. The record is from the annotation of a GenBank genome assembly. NCBI's taxonomy places the organism in Eukaryota, Metazoa, Cnidaria, Anthozoa, Malacalcyonacea, Plexauridae.
AGGUAUCGUCCACCUGGGGAAGGGCAGCCGGAUGGUGUCUUGAGGAAGGGAAUUAAAUUAUGGGGUCCAGAAAUGUCUGAAGAAGGAAACAUGCCAACGUUUCAGUUCAAAAAGUUAUUGAAUGAUGAUCAAGAACUGUAUAAGUGGCUCGUGACAAUGAUAACUCAGACUGGAAUAGCCAGAGUAGAAAAUGCACCCAAAGAGAAAGGUCAGUUGCAGAUUCUGGGUGAAAGAGUUGGCUAUCUUAUGGAAACUACGUACGGGUUAGUAUCAAUGCUAAUGUUGCCUUCGCUUUCGUUUCUUCAGGUUUAACUCGUGUGCAGUCUUUGCACGAUCUGUAUAUAUUUUUCUGAAGCCAGGGCGCUCCCCCCCCCCC